CGGCGCGCGUGCGCCUGUGCGCGGGCAGCCAUGGCGGCGCUGCUGGAGCACGAGAGCCAGGUCUUCUUGGAUCUGUUCCACCAGGAUGGGCUGGUGAUCUGCGCCCGCGGGCUCGGCAUCGACCGCCUGCUGCUGCGCUUCCUGCGCCUCUAUUGCGAGCCUGCCAGCCUCGUGCUAGUGCUCAACACCAGCCCCGCAGAGGAGGAGUAUUUUAUCGAUCAGCUGAGGUCAGAUGGAGUUGUUCAUCUUCCUCGGCGUGUUACCAAUGAAGUUACAAAUAAUACUCGGUAUGAAUUUUACACUCAAGGAGGAGUCAUAUUUGCUACAAGUCGAAUCCUUGUGGUAGAUUUCCUUACUGACAGAAUUCCUGCAAACCUCAUUACUGGCAUUUUAGUAUACAAAGCACACAGAAUAAUUGAGUCCUGUCAGGAAGCCUUUAUCUUGCGACUUUAUCGCCAGAAGAACAAACACGGCUUCAUUAAAGCUUUCACAGAUAAUGCAGUUGCAUUUAACACCGGCUUUUGCCACGUGGAAAGAGUAAUGAGAAAUCUUUUUGUCAAGAAACUUUAUCUUUGGCCAAGAUUUCAUAUAGCAGUGAACUCAUUUUUAGAGAAGCAUAAACCUGAAGUGGUGGAAAUACAUGUGUCAAUGACCCCUGCUAUGCUUGCUAUCCAGACUUCAAUCCUCGAUAUUCUGAAUGCAUGUCUGCGAGAACUCAAACGAUACAAUCCAGUUCUUGAAGUAGAAGAUUUGUCUUUAGAAAAUGCUAUUGGUAAACCUUUUGACAAGACAAUACGUCACUACUUAGAUCCUCUCUGGCACCAACUUGGAGCUAAGACAAAAUCUUUAGUCCAGGAUUUGAAGAUACUACGUACUUUGCUACUAUAUCUAACUCAGUACGAUUGUGUCACUUUUCUCAAUCUUCUGGAGUCACUGAAAGCAAGUGAAAAAGCUUUUGGUGAGAAUUCAGGUUGGCUGUUUCUUGACUCCAGCACUUCAAUGUUUGUAAAUGCUCGAGCUAGAGUUUAUCGCAUUGCAGAUGAGAAACUGCAUCAGAAAGGCAAAGGCUCUGAAAAAAGUGGUGUGAAGAAGGAAAAUGAAUUAAAAAGGGAAUUGGUUCUAGAAAGUAACCCAAAAUGGGAAGCUUUGAGAGAAGUGCUGAAAGAGAUUGAAAAUGAGAAUAAGAACAGUGAAGACUUUGGUGGUCCAGGGCAAGUGCUUAUUUGUGCCAGUGAUGAUCGAGCUUGUGCACAGCUCAGGGAGUAUAUUAUUGCUGGAGCAGAAGCUUUUUUAACAAGACUGUAUAACAAAACCUUUGGAAAGGAUGAGAAAGCUGCAGAAGUGUGGAUUCAGGACAGAAAAGCUGUCAAGUCCAAAGGAAAUGCCAGACCAGAUGGAGGGCCUCAAGCCAAAAAAGCCAAACUCACAGCUUCGUCAAAACAAUGCAAACCCAAGAAGCAGCAAGACCGGACUAUAAUCCAAAUGAUAGGGAAAACUGAGGAGGAAAAGAGAGAGAAGGUGGAGAAGGAAGACAGCAAAGAAUUAAGCAGUAGCCAAGAAAGCAGUAUUGAAGAGAACAUUCCUGAAGAUUUCCAUGUGAACUUACCCUCAGAUUGUUACUAUGGCAUUUUCAAGAACCCGCUCACAAUCAUUCAUCCGCUGCAGGGCUGCAGUGAUCCCUAUGCACUCACUCGGGUCCUGCAUGAAGUAGAACCAAGAUAUGUUGUGCUAUAUGAUGCAGAGCUGACUUUUGUUCGGCAGUUGGAAAUCUACAAGGCCAGCAGGCCUGGAAAGCCUUUGAGAGUUUAUUUCCUCAUAUAUGGGGGCUCAACAGAAGAACAGCGCUACCUCACAGCUCUGAGAAAAGAGAAGGAGGCCUUCGAAAAGCUCAUUCGAGAGAAGGCCAGCAUGGUUAUUCCUGAAGAAAGAGAAGGAAGAGAUGAAACAAAUUUAGACCUAAUAAGAGAUGCUAAUCCUGCUUCUUUUGUUCCUGACACACGCAAAGCAGGUGGCCAGGAACAGAAGAGUAUUCAGCAAACUAUAAUAGUGGAUAUGCGGGAAUUUCGUAGUGAGCUUCCAUCGCUGAUUCAUCGUCGUGGUAUUGAUAUUGAGCCUGUUACUUUGGAAGUUGGGGAUUAUAUUUUAACUCCUGAUACCUGUGUGGAGCGGAAAAGUAUCAGUGACCUGAUUGGCUCCUUGAAUAAUGGCAGGCUGUAUGCACAGUGUGUUUCCAUGUCCCGUUACUACAAGCGACCGGUUCUCCUGAUUGAAUUUGAUCCUAACAAACCUUUCUCUUUGAUACCACGUGGCUCUCUAUGUCAGGAGAUUUCCAGUAAUGAUAUUACUUCUAAGCUAACCCUUCUCACACUCCAUUUCCCAAAGUUACGCAUCCUGUGGUGUCCCUCUCCCCAUGCUACUGCUGAGCUGUUUGAAGAGUUAAAACAGAACCAUCCCCAGCCUGAUGCAGAAACAGCGAUGGCUGUCACAGCAGAUUCUGAAAUUCUUCCCGAGUCAGACAAGUACAACCCUGGUCCUCAGGACUUCCUGUUAAAAAUGCCAGGUAUUAAUGCAAAAAACUGCCGUGCCUUAAUGAACCAGGUUAAAAGCAUUGCAGAGCUGGUGACACUGUCAAAAGACGAACUCCAUAAAAUCUUGGGUAAUGCUGCCAACGCCACACAACUCUUUGACUUUAUUCACCUGACCUACGGAGAGGCAGUAUCUAAAGAAAAAAGCAAAAGGUGACUAAUGGGAUUGUUCAACAUGGGGCAUAGAUAAGCUGUUCUUGCACAGUACUUUGGCAAGUACAUGAACCAUUUUAAUAAAUGCCCUCUAAGAUAACCAACUGUUUCUUGCUAAUGCUGUUCCAUUAGUUUUGAUUUUGAGUUAAUUAUUACUGAAAGCGAGUUUCAGGAGGAACAGAACAAAUUUUAAAUAGAGAAACAUGAAGGCUAUUUAUUCUUUCUACAGCACUUCCACCAAUUCUAUAAUAUCACCAAAUGAACUAAAUUAAAUUCUUCACCAGCUCCAUGAGAAUUAAGUGCUAAGAUGAAUUAAUAAAGGUGUUUUCUUUUGAAAGUUAUAAUGUCUUGUUAAAGCUAAAAUGUCCUGUCUUUUGAUUAGCACAUGUGACCUGCUGCAUGAUCUAUAACUUUGCCUUUGCUGAUUUUUGUUAACAUCUUACUCUCUGGAAAUUGCCAAUUUUUGAUUGACAGUGAUGAGGCUGAUGAGGCCUUUGGUCAGGAGUUCAUUUAGGAGAACGCACUUGAACUCAAUUAUGAAUUUUAGAACAUCAUUGUAGGCCCUUGUCACAGUAAACCACAAUUGUAUGAUAUAUUCUACAUUCUAUUUGCUUACUUUAGGAGAAAUUAUGCUUUCUUUUUUGACAUUCCAAAGUCAGUAUAGGUCUAUCUUGCUAGAUUUUACAAAGUAUAUUCCUUUGGUCGGGGCUGGAUAGAGAUUCUGUGAUGACAUGAUGGAACUUCCCAGCGUGCCUUACUUACACUUUCAAGAUGCUUUAUUUUUUUAAUCCAUUUUGAUAGCUUUCAGCUCAAUCACUUGAAAGUGAUAAAUCUAGGUAUACCAUUGGGACUGUUCCUUUACACCAGAGCAGAUUUCCUCUCAUGAAAUGCAACAGUUUUCUAAGUAAGAUUUUCCAAAAGGGUUGACAGUUCUUCCAAUAUUACCUUCUUUCUGUGUCCUAUUGCACUUGCAUUUUAAUGUCUUAAAUAGACCAUCUGUCAAUAAAUUUAAAAAAAAAUAAAAAUAAAAGUAAAGCCACUGUCACCUUUUAGCAUUCUUUGUAGCGUACACCAGGGAAAAGUUCUGACAGACUCUGAAGGUGUAUAUUGUUAAAAACGUAUUCUGCACUGACCUUUGAUACGGAACUAUGUAACCACCUGCCACUGCCAAAGGGCUGGUCCUGCGUCUUGACAUGCUGAUGUAUUUCCAUUAGCUCUGUACAGAAUCAUUACCUGUAAUGACUUGCACAUAUGUAUUUCUAUGAUUCUAAUGCUGGCAAUAGAUCAACAUAAUCGCCAUUGUGUAAGGAGAAAGUACUGAUAUUCUGUAUGCAAGUUCAGUAAAAUCUGUACUGUGCACUUUCAGGUUUAACGUUUGCUAUUCAUUUUAAGCAUGAAUUGAUGAAUUUGUUAACUUACACUCUAGGACUGAGGAGAUUUCCAAAGUGAGCAUUUUUCUGCAGGUGCAAAUUUCAGUAUUAAAAGAUUAAAAUGUGUUAUUUAUCUUGUUCCUCAUUUGGCCAUAUUGAUAUCAGAACAUUUUAAUUUUUUUAGUGUGUGGUUUAUAAUAAAGAUUUUAGUGUUUCUGUUGCCCUAUAUUCUUAUUUGUUUCAUUAAAUAUAAAAAUAAGUCUUUCCAUUAGACUUAUUCAAAGCAGUAAGGUCACAAAUGCUCAGGAUUGAGAAUGCCUGUAAAGUGAUGCUAAGAGAACAGAAAAUCAGAGGAAGAACAAAACUGUCCUGAAUGCAAAGCCUGUAGGGCCUGAUUUUGAAAAGGAGAGCUGACCAGCCUUUGCAAACGUGGCUUGUUCAUGCAUUUGCAUCAUUAAGACGUUGUAUGAACUGUGGGUUUGGUUUGUUGGGUUAUUUGGGGUUUUUUCAAAUGUACUGCCUCUCAGCUUUGUCAGGUUUUUUUGCUUCGAUAUGUGUAAGUUGAAAACAAAGGGGAUAUGAGGAGCUUAGAAAUUGUAGUUUUGUGUUAUGUGCUAGAUCAAAAUCACAUGAUACAAUUAUGAGUAUUUGCUAAAUGUUUAGAUUUAAUUGUCUUUUGUUUAUAUAUGGGGAAUUUUUGUAAGGGUAUUGAUUGCAUUUUUUUCAAUGCAGGAUUUUGCUUUUUCUUUAAAACAGCCACAAGUAACACGGUUGUAUGUUGUUACUGCCCAUUUGUGAUUUGGCAUUUUACCGUAUAGUCCUUCUGGGGAAACAGGUAUGAAUUGUGAACAAAGGUGGAAGACAUCUUGUCCCCUGAAACCACUUACUAUGAAAUAACCAAACCAAAGAGUUUACCUGUAUGCAGACACCAACAAAGUGUUUGGGUGAAUGACAGAAAUCCCAAGUAUGCAUUCCCUGCCUUUAUGGUGUUCUUUAGCUUCCUUUCAUCAACAGUAAGGAUAUUUUGCAUAUUGUCAUUGCUUGAUGUUUUAACUUUGUGCUUUUUUAUUAAACAAAAAAAAAAACC
This is a messenger RNA of Pezoporus flaviventris, 5195 nucleotides long. RefSeq names its product ERCC excision repair 4, endonuclease catalytic subunit (gene ERCC4). Gene Ontology annotation, cellular component: nucleotide-excision repair factor 1 complex. Gene Ontology annotation, molecular function: single-stranded DNA endonuclease activity; damaged DNA binding; single-stranded DNA binding. Gene Ontology annotation, biological process: resolution of meiotic recombination intermediates; nucleotide-excision repair involved in interstrand cross-link repair; double-strand break repair via homologous recombination. Bases 31 to 2742 code for a protein of 903 amino acids. The transcript has 11 exons. Lineage: Eukaryota; Metazoa; Chordata; Aves; Psittaciformes; Psittacidae. The record is from RefSeq and is a predicted model, not a curated record.